GUCAUGUUUCCGCUCCCUAUUAGUUUAUAUUGCCCUGAAUAAUCCCGACUUCCUUUGUCUCGACCGCCACACCCAUGUCCUCAACAUCCACUUUCUAGCACCCCCCAUCUGUCCUCUUUGACCCAAACUUUUCAAUAAGGCGAUUGGCCAAUCCCUCCCACCCGCUCGUAACCACCGAAUAUACAUAUAAUCCGCCAGAGUACUCUGUCUGCCUGGCUCGGACAGCAACAGCACCAUGCGGACCGCAGCGCACGGCUUCUACCUGGCAGUGUUCGCGCUGCUGGGGACGUCGCGCGCGGCAUCGCAUGCCACCAAGUCACAUCCGCUCCCGCCGAACGUGUGCGAAUUUGAACCUGGAGCUAUUGUGUCGGAUGCCUGCGCCUCCUACUCCACCCUCGAGAGCCUCAACGACGCCAUCCACCCGUACCUCCACUCGAUUACCCAGAAUACCGACUUCUUCUCCCACUACCGCCUGAAUCUGUACAACAAGAAAUGCCCCUUUUGGUCCGACGAGAAUGGCAUGUGUGGGAACCGCGCCUGUGCCGUGAAUACGCUGGAAAAUGAGGAGGACAUUCCGUUAGUUUGGCGGGCGCAUGAGCUGGGAAGACUGGAGGGACCAACUGCUCAGCACCCUGGCAAGAGACAGCAGAAAGAGCGUAAGGCCAAGCCUUUACAAGGAAAGCUGGGAGAAAACGUUGGAGAGAGUUGUGUGGUGGAAUAUGACGACGAAUGCGACGAGCGUGACUUCUGCGUGCCCGACGAUGAGGGCGCAAGCGCAAAAGGUGACUACGUGAGCCUGAAAGACAACCCGGAACGCUUCACUGGGUACGCCGGCGCUGGAUCUCAGCAGGUCUGGGAAGCCAUAUACCGCGAAAACUGCUUCUCCAAGCCCGCGAGACCCGCGGAACUGUCCAGCGGCAACACGCCCCUUGGUGGUUUUGGAGCGCCUAAUUUCGAAGCCGCGAAUGCUCUACAGAACGUCUUGCGCGAGCGGAGCGUGCAAGCCAGCGUCCAAUCCGCCAUCGCGCAGGGCGGCUCGUCCGGCUUCGACCCCAUCGAAUUCGACGACGACUGCCUCGAGAAGCGUGUCUUCUACCGCGUAGUCAGCGGCAUGCACGCCUCCAUUUCCUCCCACCUAUGCUGGGACUACCUCAACCAAACCACGGGCCAAUGGUCCCCAAAUCUAGCAUGCUACGAGCAACGCCUGCACAACUUCCCCGACCGCAUCUCGAACCUCUACUUCAACUACGCUCUGAUCCUACGCGCCGUCGGCAAGAUAAAACAGCACGUCGCCGACUACGAAUUCUGCUCCGCCGAUCCAGAGCAGGACCAAAUCACCAAAGCCAUGGUGCUCCGCCUCGCCUCGGCCAUGCCCUCGGGCGCCGCCAUCUUCGACGAGAGCGUCAUGUUCCGCGAGCCGGGCUCCGGCGUCACACUGAAAGAAGACUUCCGCAACCGCUUCCGCAACGUCUCGCGCAUCAUGGACUGCGUCGGCUGCGACAAGUGCCGCCUGUGGGGCAAAGUGCAAACGGCCGGCUACGGCACCGCGCUGAAGGUGCUCUUCGAGUUCGACGAGCACGACUCGAGCAAGGACCCGCCGCUGCGCCGCACCGAGCUCGUCGCGCUGCUCAACACCAUGGACCGCCUCAGCCACAGCCUGUCGGCCAUCAAGCAGUUCCGGCGCAUGAUCGACGAGCGCGACGGCGUCAAGACGUUCGAGGCGUGGCCGACGGAGGAGGCUGAGGCCGUGAAGGCGAAACUCUCCCUCGACGUCGACGCGGAGAAGGACGAGCAGGAGGAGCCUGUGGAUGCCGCCGACGACGACGGCUUCCCCGACUUUUCGCGCUCGAACCGCGCGGGCCUGACGUUCAUGGAGGAGUUCUGGGAGGAGUUCGACCUCGUUUCGCGAGCGUUUAUCUACGUGUUUAAGAGCUGGUUGGCGAUACCGGAGAAAGUGUGAGUUUAACCAAGAAAUCCAUCCACCGACACGAUGUGCCGAAGUCAGGAAACGCAAACUGACGAUUCGAUUUUUUUUCCCCCUGGGUACA
Molecule: messenger RNA, 2048 nt
Organism: Mytilinidion resinicola
Lineage: Eukaryota; Fungi; Ascomycota; Dothideomycetes; Mytilinidiales; Mytilinidiaceae
Product: endoplasmic oxidoreductin
Exons: 3
Coding region: 236-1960 (574 amino acids)
Biological process (GO): protein folding in endoplasmic reticulum
Cellular component (GO): endoplasmic reticulum membrane; endoplasmic reticulum
Molecular function (GO): FAD binding; protein-disulfide reductase activity; thiol oxidase activity
Source: RefSeq, a predicted model, not a curated record